AUGAGGACUCAGCAAAAUACGGAGCAAGAGCGAGCCGGAGACAGGCGAGGCAGGGCAGGGCAGUUGGGUAAACUGGGUGCUGCCACCACGGAGAGAUCACAGGAACCUCCCUUGGGCCCUCCAUGUCUCUUUGACGGGGCCUUUUGGACUCGAAGACCCCCCCACGUGCCCCAGCAGGGGUGCUUUGCUUGCAUCUCCAAGACACCUCCUGUGCAGCAGGGAUCACCUGUCCUGCCUCCCUCUUCUGCUGUUUGCCUCAUGGAGACCAAGACCUGCAAAGGGGAUAGCCUACGGCCACCGAUCCAAUGCAAACACUCUGUAGAGAAGAAGACAAUGACUAAUCCCACCACGGUGAUUGAAAUCUACCCAGACACCACCGAGGUGAACGAUUACUAUCUCUGGUCCAUCUUCAACUUUGUAUACCUCAAUUUCUGCUGUCUGGGUUUCAUUGCCUUGGCGUAUUCUCUGAAAGUUCGGGACAAGAAACUCCUCAAUGACCUGAAUGGUGCUGUCGAAGAUGCCAAGACCGCCCGUCUUUUUAACAUCACCAGCUCAGCACUAGCCACCUUCUGCAUUAUCCUCGUCUUCAUCUUCUUGCGAUACCCACUCACCGACUACUAGAACGUGGCCAGCUGUUGCUGCCAAACUUCCUCCAUGCUGGAAGAUGUUGUUGCAUUUCCUAUAGAAGGGACACAAAGAAAUCAGCCCUCACCCCUAUGAUUCCCUCCCAGUGGCAAAAAUUACUCCUAAACAAAUCAAAGAAACAACCAGGUCUUUCCCCACACUCUUCCAAGGCCUGACUUGUACACAAACUUCUGUAGCAGAGUUUUACUUUUAGAUUUUGUACACAAAGUAUUUAUUUUCAUGAUAAAGAAAUAGGAUUUGAUGGUGAGAAGGAAACUCAGUGCAGAUUAAUUGGAGGGGGUGGUGAACUGCAACAGGAGGAGGAGGAGGAGACACAAUAAAAAUACAGGAUGAGCAGUGAGGUGAAGAAUACAAGAUAACCAGCUUGAGUGCUGAACUGAGGGGAGGCAGCAGAGGGCCCUCUUAAGCAAGAUGAACUGCAAGCUGACUUUGGCUCCAUCCUUACAUAGAUUCAGAGCUCAAGAAAGAGAAUGAGAAAAAUAGUUUGCUGCUAAGAGAUAGGCAUGGCCUUUGUGGAACAUAUCAGUUGCAUUCAGAUUGCUUCCAAAUUCAGCCUCUUGCUUCCCCGUCAUCUUUAUCCCCUAAAUGGAACAUCUUUGCCAUGUAGGUUCUAUCUUCAUAUUGGUUUGAAUGAUGCACAUAAUGGCUUGCAAAAAUUUUUAAAAACAGGAAAUUUGGAUUCUAGAAAGUUUACAUAGCCUCUCCUAGCAAACCCUAGAACUUUCCAGGGAAAAUCCCUGGAAAGAGAAAUGUUAUUGUUCUUUGGAAUCUCAUGGAAACACAUAGA
Molecule: messenger RNA, 1432 nt
Organism: Eublepharis macularius
Lineage: Eukaryota; Metazoa; Chordata; Lepidosauria; Squamata; Eublepharidae
Gene: IFITM10
Product: interferon induced transmembrane protein 10
Exons: 3
Coding region: 1-621 (206 amino acids)
Cellular component (GO): plasma membrane
Source: RefSeq, a predicted model, not a curated record